AUGCCAAAACAAAACAAGAAGAGAAAACACGCAGAAACAUCAUCAUCUAAAGAAGAACAUGUUGAUGAAAAUAUUGAUGGUGUUUUAUUUAAUGAAAUGACCUCUGUCAAUGAUCAAUUACUUUCACUUUCUAAAAAGGUGAAAUUGGUUGGUCAUCAUUAUUUUGUAAAUAAUAGUUCCAUGAUUGAUGAAUUUGUGGGCAAUAUUAACGAAUUCUUGAAGGAUUUGGAUGUGCAUAGAAGAAAAGUUUCGUCCGAUCAAUUAAACUCUGAUAAUUUAUUUCACAUUUAUCAAUUUUUGGAUUUACCAAUUCUGAUGAAUUCCUGUCAAUUGGUAUCCAAGACUUGGAGAGAAACCUUGAAGAGACUUUCGUUUAAAGUGAAAUUAGGUUCUAAAAGUUAUACAAAAAGAAAUUCAGUCAAAAUUGGAAAGGAAGAGAUUACCAGUUUAUUAGAUGGAUCAUUUAUCAAGAAUGUCACUUCAUUGUCAUUGUUUUCUGCUGGUGUGGAUACAUUUCAAGCUCUUGCUUCUUGUAAAAAGUUGGACAAUUUGACAAAAUUGGAUUUAUCAUCUAAUAAUAUGGGAAUUCAAACUGUGAAGAAUUUAAAGAAAUGUUCAAUUAAGAAUUUGACAAAAUUAAACUUGUCCGGUAUGAGAAAGUUUACAGAAAAGGAGGUAAAAGAGUUGCUCAAUAGCAGUUUCAUGUCUAGUGUUAAAAAAUUAGAUUUAUCAAGUCAUGAUUAUCCAGAAACAAUUCUUCAAAUCAUGUCAGAAUCCAAAUAUUUGAAUCAACUCACUCAUUUAAAAUUACCACAACAUGUUCAAUAUUUGAAGAAAGGAGAUAAUGGACUAGUCCCAUUUUUGAAAGAUAAGGUCAAUCUGGAAUAUUUGGCUAUUAGAAAUCGUAGCUUGAAUGAAUCUCAAUACCCAAACUUGUUUACAAGUUUAACCAAUAUUACUAGCCUUGAUCUUUCCUACGGUUACAUGCCAAAUAGUGAAUUUGUAAAUUUAAUUUUUUCUCCAAGUUUACCAAAACUCACAACACUCAAAGCUGAACGGUUUAAUUGGACAAAUGCAAACAUAUUUAAAGAGAGAACACAGUAUACCAAAGAAAAUUCAGAGGUUGUACAGUGUCCUCCAAACUCCCAAAGCUCAAUUACUGAUUUGUAUUUGAAAAAUACCUACAUUUCAACCUUUCCUUCCCUCACUUAUCAUUGCCCAAAUCUAAAGAGGCUCACCAUCUCUAAUUCAUAUGCUUUAGAUUGCGAAAACAAGGAAUUAUUGAAAAGUACCUAUGUUACCUUUUUGAGUGCUCCUACCUUAUCUAAUUUGGAAUACUUGGAUAUUUCUGACUUGACUUGUUUAGAAUCUUUAUUCGAAAUCAUUUUCGAUUCAUCAGUCUAUUCCAAUUUGAAGGAAUUAAUUUGUAAAUGCUCCAAUGUACAUGGAAUCAAAUUGUAUGAAAACCUUGUUUCAAAAUGUACCAAUUUGGUAAAUUUGAGAAACUUUGAUGCAUUUGCAGUUUCUGCAUCAAGUGAAUGUGUGAAAGCUUUGCAAACUAAUCCAACUUUUGCCAAGUUAAGGAAAGUUAGAAUCAACUCAUAUGAUCACCAAGAAUUAUUAAGUUAUUGGAAUAAAUAA
Naegleria gruberi is the source of this 1641-nucleotide messenger RNA. RefSeq lists its product as uncharacterized. Gene Ontology annotation, biological process: SCF-dependent proteasomal ubiquitin-dependent protein catabolic process. The transcript has a single exon. Gene Ontology annotation, cellular component: SCF ubiquitin ligase complex. The record is from RefSeq and is a predicted model, not a curated record. The coding region runs from base 1 to 1641 and encodes 546 amino acids. Lineage: Eukaryota; Heterolobosea; Eutetramitea; Acrasida; Naegleriidae.